CAGGUUAUCGCGAGGUUUGAGGCCGCGAGCCCGGCCCGGGCGGCUGCAAUAUGGCGGAGGCGGAAGGAGAGAGCCUGGAGUCCUGGCUGAAUAAAGCCACCAACCCCUGCAACCGCCAGGAGGACUGGGAGUACAUCAUCGGCUUCUGCGACCAGAUCAACAGGGAGCUCGAGGGGCCGCAGAUAGCCGUCCGCCUGCUGGCCCAUAAGAUCCAGUCUCCGCAGGAAUGGGAGGCGGUCCAGGCCCUGACGGUGCUGGAGGCGUGCAUGAAGAACUGCGGCCGGAGGUUUCACAACGAGGUGGGGAAGUUCCGGUUUCUGAACGAGUUGAUCAAAGUGGUCUCUCCGAAGUACCUGGGGGACAGAGUGUCUGAGAAAGUGAAGACCAAGGUGAUCGAGCUGCUGUACAGCUGGACGUUGGCCCUGCCCGAAGAGUCGAAGAUCAGGGACGCCUACCACAUGCUGAAGAGACAGGGCAUCGUGCAGUCCGACCCUCCGAUCCCCGUGGACAGGACACUGAUCCCCUCUCCACCACCUCGUCCCAAAAACCCCGUUUUCGACGACGAGGAGAAAUCCAAGCUUUUAGCCAAGUUGUUGAAAAGCAAGAACCCAGAUGACCUCCAGGAGGCCAACAAGCUCAUUAAGUCCAUGGUGAAGGAAGACGAGGCCCGGACCCAGAAGGUGACAGAGCGUCUGCACACCCUGGAGGAGGCUAACAACAACGUGAAGCUGCUCGGCGAGAUGCUGCUGCACUACAGCAGGGAGGACUCUUCAGAGGCAGACAGAGAGCUCAUGAAGGAGCUGUUCGAUCGGUGCGAGAGCAGGAGGCGGACGCUGUUCAAGCUGGCCAGCGAGACAGAGGACUAUGACAGCAGUCUGGGGGACAUCCUGCAAGCCAGUGACAACCUCUCCCGGGUCAUCAACUCGUACAAAACAAUCAUUGAGGGGCAGGUCAUCAACGGGGAGCUGUCCGCCCCCACCCUGCCCGACUCUGAAGGAAACUGCCACUCCGGCAGCCAAGGCGCACUCAUCGACCUGGCAGGGCUGGACGCACCCAGCAGCCCACCCCCAGCGCUGGCGCCGGCCCCCCCAGCACCUUCCUCGGGCAUCCCUAUUCUCCCCCCACCCCCCCAGACCUCAGGGCCUGGGGGCAGCCGCUCCUCCAGCCAGGCGGAAGCCCCCCCGGGGCCCAGCAGCACAAGCAACGCCCUGUGCUUGCUGGAUGAGGAGCUGCUCUGCUUGGGCCUCACGGACCCACCCCCCACAGCCGCUCCCAAGGAGUCCGCGGGAAACGGCCAGUGGCCCCUGUUCCAGAACGAACAGUCGGACCUGGACUUUUUCGGCCCCCAAUCCGGGACGGCUGCCCGUAGCCCCCGCGACGGGCCUGUCCUCCAGCCCUCAGCCACCCCUGCCGGCAGCGCCCAGGCUCCGCUGCCGCCCCCCUUCCCGGCCCCUGCGGUCCCGGCCAGUGUUGCCACCCAAAAAGCAGGCUUCUUGUUUCCCACCGGACCGCCCCCAGCUUCGGCCCCAAAGCCUGAGCCCACAGCUCCUGGGUACCACGGCUCAGCUGUGGGCGACGGCACCCUGAACAAGCUGGACGCCCUCGAUCAGCUGCUAGAAGAAGCCAAAGUGACCUCAGGCCUGGUGAAACCCGUCACCUCCAGCUUCUUUCCUGUGGCCACCACCUCCCCUCUGGUCCCUCCCGGCGCCUCGGCCAGGCCUUUCCUGCCGUUCUGCACGGGGCCCGGCAGCCCCCUCUUCCAGCCACCCGCCUGCCCAUCCCCGGGCAGCCCCGUGAAGGGGCCCGAUCUCUCCCUGGCCAGCGUCCACGUGCCCCUGGAAUCCAUCAAGCCUAGCAGCGCCCUUCCCGUGACGGCCUACGAUAAAAACGGCUUCCGCAUCCUCUUCCACUUCGCCAAGGAGUGCCCGCCGGGGCGGCCCGACGUGCUGGUGGUGGUGGUGUCCAUGCUGAACACAGCGCCCUUGCCCAUCAAGGGCAUCAUGCUGCAGGCCGCCGUGCCCAAGUCAAUGAAAGUGAAGUUGCAGCCACCGUCUGGGACAGAACUGUCUCCGUUUAGCCCCGUCCAGCCGCCUGCAGCCAUCACCCAGGUCAUGCUGCUCGCUAACCCACUGAAGGAGAAGGCGAGGCUGCGGUACCGGCUGACUUUCGCCCUGGGGGAGCAGCUGAGCACGGAGGUGGGUGAGGUGGACCAGUUCCCUCCCGUGGAGCAGUGGGGGAACCUAUGACCCCAGAGGACACUGUCGUCUCCGCGUUGAAGCCCAAGCAGGUGGCCCUGAGACUAGAGGGCUGAGUCCAGUUGUUCACGUCCUGACCGCAGUGCUUAGAGCUUCGGUGUGGGGCAGGGCCCUGGGCGUUGUUGCCAGGGCCCGAGCUGCUGCUGUGGUGGUCUCUCCUCCUCUGGCCCCUUAAAAGGACCCGGUUUUAUCUACCUGUGUGACUUGAAGUGGCCAUGCACUGUGGGGCGGGCUGUGGCCCCAGACCCUGCACCAUCCCCUGAGGACGCAGACCCAAGGUUUGAGGAGGUUUCCUCUCGUGCUCACACCCCCCAGUGCCACGGGCAGGUCUCUAAAGAGCCUUGUGGGCCCCCCGUCAAGGACCAUGUCCUCACACCCCCACCCCCGCCAUGCUGCUUGUGCUUCCCCUGCUGGCAGGCUGCUACUCCUACCUCCAGGAGGGGGUGCGGAGCCCAGGGGCCCCCCGUGGGCCUGGGCGCAGAGCAGGGAGUUGGUGUGCUGCCUGCCGUGGGCAGCGUCAGCCUGGAAGGGCCACUGGAUGAUAAGUGUGUGCUUGUCCCUGGCGGCGGCAGGUGGCGUCCCGUGGGCGUCUCAGUGGGACGUGGAGCUCAGCCUGUUAGAGACAGAGCCGGGCCUCGCAGCACCCUGGACGAAGGCGCGAAGAGAACCGGCGCCCCCUCCCCGGGGAGCGGGACUCGGAGCUCCCUGGGACAAGUGUGCCCCACCGGGGCAGCAGGCCAGCCUUCUCACUACCUCUUGCUUGGCACGAAAUGGACUGCCGUCUCGCCCUUCGAGUCUCUGAAGGGCGGAUGACACCUGCCCCUCUGCGUCCUCUUGCUUGGGCCUCUCUCCCCCACCCCCCCGCCCCCGGACAGCCCUCGGCACCGUGAACAGACAGGAACAGGAGGCCCAGGGCCGGGCGGGAGGCGCUGGACUGGCCUGCUGCAGGAGCCGCCCGCUCAGCCGCUCGAGGGUGCUGUCGGCGAGGUGUCAGGUCUGGAGGUGGUGGGGUCGGGGGCUGAGCUUGAGUGGAGUCACCAGGCCCUGCCGCCUCAGCAGUGCUCACCCCAGCCAGCUGGUGCCAGACAGACGCGGGGCUCCCCGGGCCGCAGGCAGCAGGAGCCGCAGGCAGCAGGAGAAAGUGCACACACCUCACCGGGCCCAGCUGGACGGGCCCAGAGCCUCGUUCCCUGGCCCUAACCCUGUCCCUUGCCAGGCUUCCUGCCUCUGUCUGGAGGUCACCUCGCCCUUCCCCCCAUCUUGAGCGAGCAGGUUUCACUGCUUCCUCGGACCGGUCGAACGUGAAUUGAUUUCACUACUUAAGGAAUAAACCAAGAGCUUUCCGGAGACCAGCUGCUGCGGCCCCGGGAGAGUCGGUGGGGUCACCACAUGGAAACGCUCCUUUAUAUAAGCUUCAGACAUUAAAGUUAUUUAUGAGUGUCACUGUCGGGGUCGCUGUUUUGUGACAACUAUGCUGGAUGCACUGACUGCUGCCCUCACUUUGCUGCAUGUUAAAUAAAAUCUUUUCCACCCCA
This is a messenger RNA of Phyllostomus hastatus (greater spear-nosed bat), 3790 nucleotides long. RefSeq names its product golgi associated, gamma adaptin ear containing, ARF binding protein 3 (gene GGA3). Gene Ontology annotation, cellular component: trans-Golgi network. The transcript is spliced from 17 exons. Gene Ontology annotation, molecular function: small GTPase binding; ubiquitin binding; phosphatidylinositol binding. Lineage: Eukaryota; Metazoa; Chordata; Mammalia; Chiroptera; Phyllostomidae. Bases 51 to 2246 code for a protein of 731 amino acids. The record is from RefSeq and is a predicted model, not a curated record. Gene Ontology annotation, biological process: intracellular protein transport; vesicle-mediated transport.